GAUGGCAUCCUUGCAUUCAUCGGGAUCCACACAACUCCACCAAGGUACGACUGCGCUGUGUACCACACCAUCUGAGAGGAAGAGAAGGUCAAAAAGACCAUGGCGCUUCCUGUCUCCUUCCUUCCUUGUUGAAGUUGCUUCGUCUCGUUGGAAGCAGUGAGAACCAGAUAAAGUUGCGGUUUUUGGAGGUAUCCACCCAAGUUUUUGUGGUCGGAGUUGAAGGGCGUGCUGGGGGCGGGUUCGGCUUUAUUUGCUGCCCUUUGCUGCACGCUAAAGGGCGGGUUUCCCGUGCCCUUUGAUCUGGUUUCUCCGUUUAAGAGGCGGAGGAGGAGCGAGGGGGAGGGGGAGUGGGAGUGGGAGUGGGAGUGAAGGAAAGGUGAGAACUUGGUGGGCGAGAUGUCACGGGAUUCGCUGGAGAGGCAUGCGUCCAUCGACGCGCAGCUGAGGCUCCUGGCGCCGGGGAAGGUCUCCGAGGACGAUAAGUUGGUGGAGUACGAUGCGCUGCUCGUCGAUCGCUUCCUCGACAUCCUCCAGUGCUUGCACGGCGAAGAUCUCCGGGAAACGGUUCAAGAGUGCUAUGAGAUAUCUGCAAAGUAUGAAGGGACAGGUGACCCGAGUAAGCUGGAUGAGCUGGGGAAUGUUCUGAUGAGUCUCGAUCCUGGAGACUCUAUCUUGGUUGCCAGCUCCUUCUCCCAUAUGCUUAACCUGGGCAAUUUGGCCGAGGAGGUCCAGAUUGCUUACCGCAGGAGGAACAGGCUGAAGAAGGGAGACUUUGUUGAUGAGAAUAAUGCGACCACCGAAUCCGACAUCGAAGAGACGCUUAAAAGGCUCGUGGAGCAGCUUCAUAAGUCACCAUUGGAGGUCUUUGAUGCUCUGAAGAACCAGACAGUUGAUCUGGUUCUAACUGCACAUCCAACACAGUCAAUUCGAAGAUCACUGCUCCAGAAACAUUCCAGGAUAAGGAAUUGCAUGACAGAGUUGACAGCCAAGGAUAUUACUCCUGAUGAUCAGCAUGAACUUGAUGAAUCUCUUCAGAGAGAGAUUCAAGCUGCAUUUCGAACUGAUGAAAUCCGAAGAACACCUCCCACUCCACAAGAUGAGAUGCGUGCAGGAAUGAGUUAUUUCCAUGAAACGAUAUGGAAAGGUGUACCAAAAUUCUUACGUCGUGUUGAUACCGCUCUGAAGAACAUUGGAAUAAAUGAGCGUGUUCCUUAUAAUGCUCCUCUCAUUCAGUUCUCCUCCUGGAUGGGUGGAGAUCGAGAUGGUAAUCCCAGAGUCACUCCAGAGGUCACAAGGGAUGUAUGCUUGUUGGCUAGAAUGAUAGCUGCAAGUUUGUACUAUUCUCAGAUAGAAGAUUUGAUGUUUGAGUUAUCAAUGUGGCGCUGCACCAGUGAACUUCAAGAACGAGCAAAUGAACUUCACCAGUUGACAAAAAAAGAUGCAAAGCACUAUAUAGAAUUCUGGAAACGAAUCCCUCCAAAUGAGCCAUAUCGUGUUAUUCUUGGUGAUGUGAGGGAUAAGCUGUAUAAUACACGCGAACGUUCUCGCCAUCUUUUGACAAAUGGAUUUUCAGACAUACCUGAGGAAGCAAUUUUUACCGAUGUUGAGCAGCUUCUGGAACCCCUUGAGCUGUGUUACAGGUCACUUUGCUCUUGUGGUGAUAGAACUAUUGCUGAUGGAAGCCUUCUUGACUUCUUGCGCCAAGUAUCUACGUUUGGCCUUUGUCUUGUUAGACUUGAUAUCAGGCAAGAAUCUGAUAGGCACACUGAUGUUCUUGAUGCUAUCACAAAUCAUCUUGGAAUUGGGUCGUAUCACGAGUGGCCUGAAGUAAAACGUCAGGAAUGGUUGUUAUAUGAACUCAGAGGCAAGCGCCCUCUUUUUGGUCCUGACCUUCCACAAACAGAGGAAAUUGCUGAUGUUUUGCAGACGUUCCAUGUCAUAGCAGAACUUCCUUCCGAUAGUUUUGGAGCCUACAUCAUCUCAAUGGCUACUGCUCCAUCAGAUGUGCUUGCAGUGGAGCUCCUGCAACGUGAAUGUCAUGUGAAGAAACCACUGAGAGUUGUGCCACUAUUUGAAAAACUUGCAGAUCUUGAGGCAGCGCCUGCUGCUUUAGCUCGAUUGUUUUCAAUAGACUGGUAUAUGAACAGGAUUGAUGGAAAGCAGGAGGUUAUGAUUGGUUAUUCUGAUUCUGGGAAGGAUGCUGGUCGUCUUUCUGCAGCUUGGCAAUUAUAUAAAGCUCAAGAAGAGCUUGUGCAGGUUGCUAAGCAAUAUGGCAUUAAGUUGACAAUGUUCCAUGGACGAGGUGGGACUGUCGGAAGAGGAGGUGGUCCUACACAUCUUGCUUUACUCUCUCAGCCACCAGAAACAAUUAAUGGAUCACUUCGUGUGACAGUUCAAGGUGAAGUAAUUGAGCAAUCAUUCGGUGAGGAGCAUUUAUGCUUUAGAACACUUCAACGUUUCACUGCAGCAACUCUCGAGCAUGGAAUGCACCCUCCGAUUUCACCGAAGCCAGAGUGGCGUGCGCUGAUGGAUGAGAUGGCUGUGGUGGCCACAGAAGAGUACCGGGCAAUAGUUUUCAAGGAACCACGUUUUGUUGAAUACUUCCGACUGGCCACACCUGAAACAGAAUAUGGUAGGAUGAACAUCGGCAGUCGGCCAUCAAAAAGGAAGCCUAGUGGGGGGAUAGAAUCUCUUCGUGCAAUUCCAUGGAUAUUUGCUUGGACUCAGACAAGGUUUCACCUUCCCGUGUGGCUGGGCUUUGGUGCAGCGUUCAAGCAUGUCAUGGACAAGGAUAUCAGAAAUCUUCAGACACUAAGGGAGAUGUACAAGGAGUGGCCCUUCUUCAGAGUCACAAUAGAUUUGGUUGAGAUGGUCUUUGCAAAGGGAGAUCCAGGGAUAGCUGCCUUAUAUGACAAAUUACUUGUUUCUGAUGAGUUAUGGCCAUUCGGGGAGCGACUGAGAGCCAACUAUGAAGAGACAAAACACCUUCUUCUUCAGGUUGCUGGUCACAGGGAUCUUCUUGAAGGUGAUCCUUAUCUGAAACAACGUUUACGGCUGCGCCAUGCUUACAUAACAACUCUAAAUGUCUGUCAAGCUUAUACAUUGAAGCGGAUGAGGGACCCCAACUUCCACGAAAAUGUGAAGGCCAAGGAUAUCGAGUCAAAUGAUUCAGCAUCAGAUCUCGUGAAGCUGAAUCCAACUAGUGAGUACGCGCCUGGCCUGGAAGACACUCUCAUCUUGACAAUGAAGGGCAUUGCUGCUGGCAUGAGGAACACCGGUUAGAUGUGUCCUUUGCUAUCCUUUCCAGUAUCAUGUGCUUGUGCGACUUUUUAUUGAUGUUGAAGAGUCCAACAGUUGGUUUACAAACUGUUUGUAACUUUCCGUAUCUAUUCACUUCUCUUGUCGUACAAACCGGUCAUAGUUUAUG
Molecule: messenger RNA, 3427 nt
Organism: Musa acuminata subsp. malaccensis (wild Malaysian banana)
Lineage: Eukaryota; Viridiplantae; Streptophyta; Magnoliopsida; Zingiberales; Musaceae
Source: RefSeq, a predicted model, not a curated record